AUUUUCUCUACCUAGCACUUGUCCCACUUAUUCAAGAGGGAUCUUUAUCCACCGCCAGCGAUUUCAACACAGGAUGCGAGUGCGGAAUGGGGGCGGGCAGGGGCGCCCAAACCCAAGAGCCCAGUGGUCCAAUUAAUUUUGUGAAUAUGCAAAGCCUACUUCUGCAACGAUCCAGGAUUGUGAACGGUUUCGAGCCUCAACGUCGGCCGUGGAUGGCGCUAAUCGAAAUCCACAAGAGCAUUCCCAGGAAGGGUGUCAAACAAAACGAUAAUCCCACUUGUGGGGGAGUUCUCGUGAAUAAGUUAUGGGUGAUUACCGCCGCUCAUUGCUUCUGUGUUUCUCCAUUGGGUUGCAAAGGACGUCCCUCAAAACCGAACUUCCACUUGGCCCGAGUCACCGUGUUUCUUGGCCAGCACGAUAUCGCUCGUCGAUAUCGCUUCAGAAGAAACAUCUACAAGCCCGAAGAAAUCCUUAUCCACCCAAAAUAUGCCCGAAAUGUUCGAGAUCAGCACGAUAUUGCCUUGGUUAAACUCAGAAGGGAGGUCCGGUUCAAUCGCCUCCAAAUGCCGAUCUGUCUGCCCCCAACGGCCAAAUUCCAAGACACCAAUUUAACAGCUUACGUCUCUGGUUGGGGAUUGUUGUCCCAAGAGAAUUGUUCCACAUCCGACCAAGGGCCCAGCCCUCAUCUCUCGUGUCAAUUUCCAUUCCGGUGGCAAGGCCAAAAGGUCAGAGGCUGCAGUUUCACACCCACUCCGACUUCCAACAGUGAGGAGUGCGGACGUUUCAAGAAAGAGGUCAACAGUAUGAAGGACGUGACAUAUAGCACUGAGAUUUAUGACGGAGUCAUGCUUCUGGACGAGAAAGGUUUUCCAACGACCACGUGCUUCAAAGAAGACCCAGGAAAUUUUGGUUGGUGUGGAACUACGGAUUCGCCUAAUGAGACUUCGAAUUGGGGUUGGUGUAACGCUUUCUGUCGACAAGGAGCACAAAAAGGUCAUCGUCACACUUCCAUCUUGCAAGAAACUCAAUUGUCAACCCUGAGCAAGACACAGUGCCGGAAAUUUGGCCAAGAAAUGAAGAUUAAUCCCCUUGUCGAGUUGUGUGCGGGAAAAAUCCAGAGGCCAAAAGUCAAGAAGUUAUUCAAGCUCGGUUCAGGAGGAAGGUACGAAGAGCUCGAACUUGACAUGAACAGGAACACUGACAAUGAAGAAUUCUACAUCGGCGGAAGUGACAGUUGCAAAGGAGACAGUGGAGGGCCCUUGUUCAUUUGGCAAGCCAACAAGGCCUAUCUCAUUGGUGUUGUAAGCCGUGGAAAAGGCUGUGCGGGCUUCAAUCGACCGGGAAUUUACACAAGAAUCACGAAGAAGCUCAAGUGGAUUCGAAAGUAUACACAGUCUGGGAAUUGCUCAUAAAUCAAUGCAAAUCCGUCAAAGGCGAGAUCCCAAACGGCCAGUUAAUCCUAUCUUACGCGCGUUAAAACGAUUAAGACACUUUCAAGUAUCAACAUUUUUGCACACUUUAGCACGCUUGCAACUUUUUUUGCCUCGCACGAAUUACCUGAGGCUUGAACAUAGAAUUGACAAAGAAUAGAUGUGUCGGAAUGUCGAA
Tigriopus californicus is the source of this 1608-nucleotide messenger RNA. RefSeq lists its product as uncharacterized. The record is from RefSeq and is a predicted model, not a curated record. The coding region runs from base 87 to 1412 and encodes 441 amino acids. NCBI's taxonomy places the organism in Eukaryota, Metazoa, Arthropoda, Copepoda, Harpacticoida, Harpacticidae. The transcript has 7 exons. Gene Ontology annotation, molecular function: serine-type endopeptidase activity. Gene Ontology annotation, biological process: proteolysis.